CACAGUAACACAUUUUCAUUUCCGUUUGGGACAAUCAUGGUGGAUGAAAAUAACGUGAACUCUGUAUAAAGUCGGUUUUGUUUCAGUUCUUAAAUGAAACACGCGUGUGAAUUACGUGUAUUUGUAUUUGUUUCCGAGUUUGUUUGUUUUAGAUGCGCUUAGUCCAGUAAGUUUGGUAUUUACGCGUGUGUUCGACGGUCGUUGGUCUGUAACCUUGGCAUCAGUCAUACUGAAGAAAAAGAGAGGACAGAAGCAAAUAUGUCAGGUGUCUGUCGUGGUUUAAGUUCUUUAUCAACCAAGAUCCUAAAAGAUGCCACACUUUUACCAUGCCCCUGGUUUGUGUCUGCACGCACUAAAUUCUCCAAAUCAAGAAUCCCAAAAGAGUUUUUUGCGGAUAGAUCGAAAGAGCAUGGGAAAUAUGGAGGGGAUCCAGAGCAGCCUCACAAACUGCACAUCGUGACUCGAAUCAAAAGUGUGAUGCGGAGACCUUACUGGGAGAAAGAGAUGGUGAAGCAUCUGGGAUUAGAAAAGGCACAUGCCCCCGUGAUUCACAAAAACACACCUGCUGUCAACAGCCAACUGAAAUUUGUCAAGCACCUGGUGAGGAUCCAGCCUCUGAAGACUCCCUAUGGACUCCCCACUGAACAAGACAUGGCCGACACCUACAUCAACAGCAAAGGAGAGCUGAUCGUCCAUCGUCUUCUCCAACCUGCAGAUCCCAAGGCUAUCGAAUCUUAACAGCACUCUCAACAAUUUAAUCCUCCAAUUGUACAUAUGUAAACAUUCAGUAAGUUGUUAAAGAUCCUUCAGUAAACUCGUGUUCUGACGAAUGAAGCAGGAAAAAGUUUUGCUGAAUAAAAAAACCCUGACUUGCA
This is a messenger RNA of Solea solea (common sole), 875 nucleotides long. It is a transcript of the gene mrpl30, whose product is annotated as mitochondrial ribosomal protein L30. Bases 259 to 738 code for a protein of 159 amino acids. Gene Ontology annotation, cellular component: large ribosomal subunit; mitochondrion. Lineage: Eukaryota; Metazoa; Chordata; Actinopteri; Pleuronectiformes; Soleidae. Gene Ontology annotation, molecular function: structural constituent of ribosome. Gene Ontology annotation, biological process: translation. The transcript has 5 exons. The record is from RefSeq and is a predicted model, not a curated record.